GGCUCGAGUGCCUCUCUCGGUGCUCGGGAUCCCCCCGCUCUUCGGCUGCAGCGCACAGCUUGGCCAGCGUCCGGUUGCGGCGCCCCCAGGGAGAGCUCUCUCGCGCGCGGCCGAUGGCGCGGACCGGCGCCGAGCCCCGCCUGGCGCCCCUCGCCAGCACCUUCCCGGUCUGGGGCGAGCCGCCCCGCGCCCGCAAGCGCAGCCACAGCCACUCGGGGUACGCGCCCCACCAUCUCCAGCCGACGCUCGACAACCUCGAGGAGGGGCGCGGCAGCGGAUGCCGUUGUGCCCUGUCGGGCGUGGCGGCGUGCACCUCCGCCGACUCGGACGGCGGCUCGACCUCUGCGCCCAGGAGCCGCGCCUCGGAGGCCCCGGGCAGCCCAAGGGGGGACGAGGAGCAGGCGGGCGGCCUCGACGAGGAGAGCGCGCCGGAGCUGUGGCCGGACACCGACGAAGACGACGAGGCGUUCGAGUGGACGCCCUGCAGCAGCCGCAGGGGUGCCGCGGUCCCGGCUCCUGUCGGCGCAGGGGCCUGGGCGGAAGGCGCGGCUUGCUUCGCGUUCCUGGCGCCGCCGAAGGUUUUCGCCACGGCUUCGGCCAGCAUGGCCGCGUGCUCCCCGGCGGUGGCUGCAGCCCUGCGCGCGCCGCCAUCAGUGCUGCUGGCCCCAGUGCACUUGCGCGGCCACGCCGGGGCAGUGCCGCCAGGCGCCCUCGGACUGCCAGUGCCGACGCAGGCCGAGCUGCGGGCGCCCGCGCCCCGCGUGCCACUAGUGCUCCAGACGGUGGCCGCCGUGGCGUUCGGCGGCCAGCGUUCACCGGUGACCCACACUGUGCUGGCUGGUGCCGCGGCCACCUCCCCGUGCGGCGCCGAUAGCCUGGAGUCCGCCAUGCGGGCUGCCGAGUCGACGUUGGCGGCCAUCGAGGCGGAAGAGGCGGCGCCCGCGGCGGAAGGCCCCGGCUGCGCUGCAGCCUCCCAGCAGGGGUCAGCGACGGCGGCAGCGCGGGUGGCAUGCGCGGCAGUGGGCGCGGCGGGCGCUGCGGCAGCGGCCCCACGUCGCGCGCAGCCGGCGGGCACGGGGAGGGCCGCGCGGCAGAUCAAGCAGGGUGUGACCUCCCUGAUGCUGCGCAGCCUGCCCCAGGAGGUGAGCCAGCACGAGCUGCUGGAGGAGGUCCACCGCUCGGGCUUUGCCGGCAGAGUGGAUUUCUGCUACAUGCCCCGCGAUUUCGCUUCUCGCAAGAACAAGGGGCACGCCUUCUUCAAUUUCGUCUCCAGCGAUGUGGCCACCGAGUUCCAGAGGGCGUGGCACGGGCGCCCGACUUGCGCGGGCCGCCCGGUCGGCGGGCGCGGGCUCGACGUUUCUGUGGCCACAUUGCAGGGCCUGGACGCGAACAUCAGCAGGUGGGAGGGGCCCCGCUUGAGGCGCGUGCGCAACCCGGACUUCCAGCCCUUCGUCCUGGACCGCCGCGCAGCCCACGCGGCGGGCCGCCCCUGAGGACCCGGUCACGCGUGAGAGUGACCUUUCGCCAGAGUGACCUUGGCUGUGGGCCCACCAGGGCCCCCCAGCAAUUGCCUGCGCGCUUGGAUAUGGCCCCCCACAUUGGACGCCGCGUUAUCCAGGAUGACUCUGGUCCAGGGUAACUCCAGUUCGGGCCCCCAACGCGCGAACCAGCAGCUACCCCUGACCGCCCCCAGCCCCGAUGAUUCGGGAGUGGUUGGACGCCCGAGUUAUCCGGGAUACCUCCGGUCUGGGGUAACUCCUGCAGUUGCCCCCGACAGCCCCCAGCCCCGAUGAUCUCGGGGCUCUGACCACGGGCGCGCAACACAGGUCACCCCUGCCGAGGGUCACCUCUGCGCUCUGUGCCCAGCCGAAGGAGGGCCUGGCCGCUCCAGGCCGCCGCUUCGGCAGGGCCAACGAGCGCGGGAAAGCCCAGCGUCUGAGUAUGAGCACUCCUGCGGGCGGCACCUCCUCUGGCCCUUCCCGUCUGCUCCCACCUCCUCCCUCCUCCUUCUCCUCCUCCUCCUCCUCCUCCU
This is a messenger RNA of Prorocentrum cordatum, 2032 nucleotides long. NCBI's taxonomy places the organism in Eukaryota, Dinophyceae, Prorocentrales, Prorocentraceae. The record is from the annotation of a GenBank genome assembly.